Messenger RNA from Zootermopsis nevadensis, 4435 nucleotides. Lineage: Eukaryota; Metazoa; Arthropoda; Insecta; Blattodea; Termopsidae. The record is from RefSeq and is a predicted model, not a curated record.
AUUGCCGGAUCUCACGUCGCAAGACCUACAGCACUGAGCGGUGUUGUUCCUUUGUUUAUCUACUAACGUCGUUUCUGCAUUUAUUUAACACUAGUUUAUCAACUGCACAGGUGGCGAAAUAAGAGGUCUCAUCUGUGCCUAAGUGAACAAACAAGCUUCACCUUGUACCCGGUGCCACUGGGCAGUCAGUACGCACGUGGAGUACUCACGUUUUGUGUAAAGAAAUGGGCUCCGAACACACAUCCCUGUUACUUCACACUGAAGUACGAUGGUUGUCGAAAGGAAAUGUGUUAACUCGAGUUUUUGAACUGCGCGACGAGGUGAAAGUGUUUCGAAGACUCUGAAAACAUGAGUUGGCGGAGUCAGUUUCUGAUGAUGAGUGGGUCGCUAAACUCUGACAUUUUUGUACAUUUAAAUGAACUAAAUAGAAAAAUGUAAGGUAAAAGUGAAAACAUAUUAACUAGUGUGGACAAAAUUCAAGGUUUCCGUGAGAAGUUGAAGCUGUGGUUACAAAAUAUCGGCCCUGGAAAUCUAGAAAUAUUUCCAACUGUGUUCGUAAGAUGUUACUUCCGGUAAUCGAAGAGCAUAUUAAAAUACUGAAACAGAAAUUCUGUGACUAUUUUGACAGAGACAUAGGGCAUUUGGACUGGGUUCUUAAUUCGCUUGCUAUAAUAAAAGUCGAAGAACUGACGGACCUUAAAGCUGACCGAACUUCGAAACUGAAGUUUUGUCAGACUUUUUUUGAUAACAGUGAGGGAAGAAUAUCCCAUAGUUACUGAGACGGCUAUAAAAAUCUUACGACGUACGUGUGUGAGCUGGGACUUUCGACGUUGACGGCCAGAAACACUGCAUAAAGGGAACGACCUCGGAGCGUGGAUGCUGAAACGAGAGUUGCCUCGUCUUCAGUUUCACCGCGUAUCGACCUUAUUUGCUCAACAAAGCAGGCAACAAGUAUUACGCUGACUAGCAAGUGAAGAUUCUUCCACGAAGACAUAAAGAUGUAAUACAUCGAUCAUUUGGAUUCUCUUCUACAAGAGGUCGACAGGUUGUAGUUUGGCUUGCGGUAGCAGACCUGAUGGCAUCAAUUGGUGUGUUUGUCCGGUCAUUUCUGUGGCUCUAUGUCAAAGACCUAGUGCCAGCUGUCAGUGACAGCCUCUCUAGUGUUGUCUUCUGCGCAGUUUCGUCUGCAUGGAUCCAAUUCUUCUACACUGCAACUUGGUUCUGGACACUGUGUUAUGCAUUUGAUGUAAGACGGAUGCUGAAGUCACAGAGCGAAUGCCCCAUUUGCUACCACAUCACUGCGUGGCUAAGUCCUGCUUUAUUGACAUCAGCGGGACUCUUUGUUCUUUAUGCACCUGACGCAAAUUGUCAUGAUGUCAGCACUCUGUCAGGGGCCCUGACACACAUCAUGCCAAACUAUGGUGCCACUUUCUUGCCCAUGGCCGCCAUCAUGAUUGUCAAUCCUAUUUUGUAUUGCUGUUCAACCCAAGAUGUCAAGUUCAUUAUCUCUGUCAGACUUGGUCAGUACACGCAAAAGGAACGCAAUACCGUUGAUGGAAUAAAGACCAAAUUCUUGUUCAUCACCCUGACUUUCUACAUCUGCUGGCUUCCAAACCUCAUCUGUGGAGUGCUGCUCUGGUCCCUGUGGGUUCACUUGCCACAGUCUGUGAUUGUAUCUUUGUGGUAUGUCAUGGCAGUGAUGAACCCUCUGCAGGCAUUAUUGAAUGCCAUGGUAUACCGGCGUUGGUCAUGCGAUGCAGAGUGCAUCAGUUGGCCAUGUUCACCUUGUGGAGACUCCAGUCCUCUGUCUGUUUACUCACAGCCCCACUCUUUCAAUCAUGUUGCCCCCCUGCAGGAUGAAGAUACUCCAUUGCUGCGCAGUCAUGAGGACAGAAUUCAUAAUACCAGAAUGAGUAUCAAUGGGAUUUAAACAUUCAAGACAGUUUUAAACACUUUGGUACUAAUACUGUAUUCCACAUUUUCUGGAAUAAGAAGAAGAAACUUUUAGUAUUCAUUAAAUACCGUAUGUGAUAUUUGAAAGUAUAUUGCAGUUCUGUGUUUUCUUUAAUAAAAUGUUGAAGCCAUGUUUUAAUUUCUGAGUUAGGCGUAACAGUUAAUAUGUUUGUAAAUCCAUCUUCAUUCCUGUUCAUAUUACUAGCUGUUUCAUAGUGAAUACUGCCAUAGCUCAAGGUUGUUUGUAAGGCACAAAGUCAUCACUGUGAUGAACAGGGCAGCACCGUGGCAGGUUAUUUAGUUUCUUUUUGCUGGUUAUCAUUCCAUGUAAGCUCCAAAUUCAUCUGCUACUGUACAUGAGAUGUAACAUUAUCACAUCCUCACUUCUCAGUUUGGAAUUCGCUACUGCCUCAGUAUGUAAUUGGACUCGGAGUAAAGGAGUUAACAUAAGACACAGAACAAAGCAACUGCAUAUUUUAUAUGUGUGUGAUGUGUGAUUUUAUAGUCAUGUUUUGCAUCAAGAAUGUUUGAAAAGACAAAAAGGGAUUUCAAUGGUUAAACAUGUUUUUUGUUACAGUAUCAUUAUUUUAUUAUUUCAAAGUAAUUGACUGUAACAAAAUAAGGAAUUUGAUAUACAGACAUGCUGUAUUUAUGUCUUACAAAUUUAAACUACAGCUGUAUUAAACACAGCUAAGGCAGAUAUAUUAUGUGUAUAUAAUUAUAAUUCUGCCAAAUAUUUAAAAUAUAAGAAAAGCGUAUAAUAACAGAAAUGUAAUGUAAUUAGUUUUAAUACAUGUGUCAUGUAGUUCAGCUAUAUUUUACUACUUCCUGUAAAACUAUGAGAAAGUUUGAAAUUGUCACUUUCUAUUAUACUGUCAAUAUCAUAGCCAAUGCAAAAAAGUAAGAGAAGUUUCUUAUAUUUAUGUAUUGAAUUUAAAGUAUUUACUUAAAAAAUUCUAUAAAUUCUUCAAUCUUAUAAUUUGUGAAAUGUGUUGCUUAUAACUAUGUUAAAUGGUCACAAUGGUAUGCCAGGCUCUCAAGAGGGGAUUUUCAAAGCAGAUGCAGUCAGCUGAAGAAGGGUAGUCUUUUAGCUUGGUGGUUGGGCAGUGGAAAGAAGAUCUCACCAUUAUCCGGCAUGAUACAAAAUGUUACACAGUCUGUGGGUUAAUUGAAAAUGGUAGCAAGAGAAAAUGAAAAGUAUAACCUAGAAGCAACUUUCUGCAGAUUCCCACAGAAUUUUGAAAAAUUAAAAGAAUUACUGUUGUCAGUUAUUGAAUGUAUAAGAGGUUAGAAAUGUUAGUCGAGCCAUUAGUACCCGAGAGUAUUUGUCUUGCUUCAGAUUUAAAGGCUGAAGAGAUAUAAAUUUCAAUGUAUUAACCGGAUUUCAGAACUGAUCAAAGCAGCACUUUUGGGACCUACCGUACAGUCUGCGCUAUCGAGAGUAUCACUAAAUGAAGUACAAGUAACAGGUUUUCAUUGACAAUACUCAAGGUCUGAUACUUACCUGGAAUCAUUAUAUCAUUACCCCUGCUUAAGUUUUUACUUCACUAAAAAUUACUUUUAUGACGAGGAACAACUGCUGUAGGUUUCAGACACCUGUAGGGGUCAUAAUUUAGCAGCUGCUGAUUAUUAAUCCAAAAGUUUCUUUUAGCUUUAUUGAAAGUUCUAUAUUACUGUUUCCAGCUUAGGUGACCUCAAAAUGAAGUGAAGGCAAAUUGGGAAAUGACCUGCCAUUUCCUUGACCCCCCCUUCCCCCCUUAUACAUUGCAAUUUAAUUUAGCUUCCAUUAGAGGAAGAAUGGAUUUAAGGGACAAGUUAAUGCUAUCACUUUGCUCGAUGGACCAGGUAUAAAUUAUAAUAAACCAAUCAUAUCAUCUUGAUCAUCAGAAGAACAAGACUGUAAUUAGCCAGUCACCUGUGACAGACUUAAAAUUAAUUAAUUAAGCAAGGGAGAAUUAGAUUUAUGAACAUGUGGUACUCCAAAAUAUCAAAUUCCCAAAUACUUAGAUCCUAAUUACUAAACAUAACAGAUGGCACAAGCUGGGCAGUAUUUAUUAUUACAAAAAUUUUGAAGAAACUUAAAAAUUAAGUUCUAUGAAUAUUCAAAUCAAGCUGGCAGUCUAUAAAUUUUUAUCAGGCUAUAUAAGAUUUAAAUCUUUCAUGGUGGCUGAAUGCUGUAAAGCCUUAGGCAAUCAGCCAUGUGAGAAUGAAUUUCAGAGACUGUCUCUGCCGCAAGCUUCACAACGGUGGCAGGGGCAGACUCCGGAAUUCUCUAUCACAUCUCCACUUCUGGUCUGGUUAAUUUGAUGUUAUAGUGCAGUCAGUCAAGUAUUAUGAACAUUCAUCUGUAUUUCUGGCAAACAUUGAUUAUAUUGUGUCGUAUGGUUAAGUGAGUGACUUAAAAGAACUUAUACUCAAAUGUAGAAGGUUAUCCAGUUUAAGUGAACACUAUCCAAAAAUAAACCUUGUCAAUUUUACCUGA